AUGUCAUCAAGGCCUCGAGCGAAGAGUCGCUUCGUGGUAUGGAAGACUACUAAGCGCAGCCAGUCCCCUACCAGAACGGCUGAGAGGCAGCAUGGGAUCUACUGGCGUCGCUCCUGGCUGACAAAUGCCGCAUUGUCUGCCGUGGGCAUUUUACUUUCUUGUCUCGCCGCAGGUCUGGUGGUACUACGUCAAAGCAGUCUUCGAACCAACGGCAUUGAGACCCUGACCGAUAAUCACUAUCUGUGGACAUAUGGACCGACGGCACUGCUGGUGUUUGUUGCCGCAGCAUGGCGCCAACUCGACCACGAGGUGAAGAUACUUGUCCCAUGGGCAGUAUUGAAAGAUGGCAAUGCGCAAGCAGAGAAGAGUCUCCGCCUAGAUUACGUCUCGCCUCUACAGAUUGUGAGCUUUGCGCAGGCUAUUGGCAACAAACACUUCGCUGUGCCAGCCAGUGUAUUCGGUUUUGCGCUGUUGAAAGGGAUCACUCUAGCAUCGACAGCACUUCUUGAUGUACGCGAUGUGGCUGUUGAAGUACCAUCGGAUUCCUUGGUGCAAACGAGUCGUUUUGACGGUACUUUGUUCAACGCAACCGCAUUCACACUCGGAACCGACUCAUCUCUAGUGUAUAAUGCCUUCGGCAUCUCAUCAUAUGGUCUUGAGCGUCAAGACGGCAUUGGAGAUGGAUUCGCUUACGAGACUUUCCUUUCCCAUCCAACCCCCGGUGCAUCCGACAUUGAGUUUCGAGCAAACGUACGCACCUUUGUACCCGACUUCGGCUGUGCGCCCGCUCACGUUACUAUCAAUCCCGAACAUGUCGAUACUCAGCUCACCAACGCUUCGAGGGGCAGAAUCGCAGUCACUUCACCCCGGUGCUCCUUCACAGGUGUUGAACCGACAUUCCUCCUUGACAAGGCCAUCUUGGAAUCGCAGGUAGUCCCCAACAUCCAAAGACGCGCCAGUAUGCAGCGAGUCGACUGUGAUGACUUUAGAGCUCCCGGAUCUCAGACGGAUAAUAUCCAACUUCUUGUGCUCGCUGAGAUUGAAUACGCGCAGGAGUUUCCCGAUGCCUCAGAGUCUGCCACGAGAGGGAUUGGUGACGAGGUCAACGUGACUAGUUGGUCGGCUAAUGUCAGGCGCACCAAGAGCAUAGUCUGCAAUCCGCAUGUGAGCAUCACUAACUCCAGCAUUCUCUACGAGACUUCUCAGACACCAGUGCGGGCAGUUCUUGCCGGAGGUGAGGGCCCACCGUCACUGUCUGAGGCUUUCACAGAUGACGAUUUGGCAAAUGCUUUCACUGCUUCUAUCCUUGAUGGAGCGGGUCUGUUUGGUGUUGCGAGCGCUGCAAAUAGCCUGCUCGAGGAAGAAUCUCCAAAUACGAUGUUUCGGAUGAUGGCGGAUACUGUGUUCCAUGAACGAUCCGAAAUAGGACCUUCAGGUUACGAGGCAUUACUCAACGACGACGUGGGCGAUGACAUCGUGUCAAAUGCAGCCAACACCGUAUUUCGAGCUGUGGCCUCGCAAAUUAUACACAAGAAUAUUCGGCGAACAAUCGAUGAACCUCUACCGGGGCGCCUCUCGUUUCGAACGAAGCGCUUGGUGGUUACAGAACUCUCGCUAUGGUUCAUGUUUGGAGGAUUGUUGCUUCUCGUGCUUGUUACUAUCGCCGUCUGGUGUGUCAGGCCCCGCCCAGCUCUUCCCCAUCAUCCCGAGUCUCUCAUCGCACUUGCCGGCCAUAUACCGCCAAAUGAAGAGUUGGUAGGCCUCGUCAACAGCAGCAGAGACCUCGACAGCAAGGGCAUCGAUGCUAUGUUACGAGCCUACCGGUUUGGCACAUCAUGGUGUCUUGGGCCACUUGACAAGCGCCCAGUCUUUGAGGUAUACUCAACCCGCCCCGCUACAGCUUCGAGUCCUCUCGUUGAACCUGAGCCAAGACCGGACGACAAACAUCACUGGUGGACGCCACUGAUGCUUCGACCAACAAUGGUGGCACUCACUCUUGUGCUUCCAGUGCUUACUAUCGCCACACUAGAGGGUGUGCACCAAGCUUCACUGAAACGCCCACAAGGCACAAUCGUGCUGAUCGACGAAGACGAUGCAAGCAGCGCUCUCGUAUGGCUGAGGACGGUGCCCGCUCUCACCAUGCUCUUGAUAGCCACGUUGUUCAAUUCGAUUGACUUCAACAUCGCACUAUUAGGACCGCUGAGUGCGCUUAAGAUGCGAUCAAUGUCAGUUCCCAGGUUCCCGGACAGAUCUUUCGUUGGUGAUUUGCCGCCCGUGACCCUCUGGAGAGCAGCCAGGCUGCAUCUCUGGCCUGUGGCAGCUUCUACUACCGCAGCACUGGUUGGUAGUGUGUUGACCAUUGUUAUUUCUGGCUUGUUCACCUUCGAUCCAGCGUCGGAAGCUCGUAUUGUUGAUCUCCCCAAGAUCGAGGGUUUCGAUACUACAACAAAGUCGGCGUUGAUAGAUCCAGCAGAUGCAGCUGCGCUUUGCAGUCUUCUCGAGAGCUCCAAUCUGAGCUAUCCGAUCAACACUUACGCAGAAUUCGUGUUCCCGUCUCUCGGCUCUACGGAGGAUCUUGACGAGACUGGAAGCGCUGUCCUGGACCUGAACAUACCAGCCCUCCGUGCGUCACUUGGCUGCGUUGCCCUCGCCUCCGACGCUGUCAAUAUUACGGUGACGGCUAAUCCUCGCAUUAAUGCCGCCAGCGUGAGUCUCAAUGCCCGCGCACGUCUGCCGGAGGGCUGCCAACGUGGAGGGCCCGAUGGCACCCUCCCUUUUAUUGAGAUCCCUUUCUCGCAACAGAUCUCAGGUACCACCAAUGAAUCCUACGUCGGCAAACUCCUAUCCCUCCACGUUGGCCCAUACAACUCCCCCAUCGAAGGCUCCGUCGGUGAAACCGCCCCCAACCAACCCGACAACCCACCGGGCUGCCCCUCCCUCGCUCUGAUCUACGGCCACGUCGACCUCAUCAGCUCGCCCACGCCCAACCUCACAACCCUAGUCUGCACCCAACACCUCCAAUCCCUCGCCUCACACACCUUCCUCACAGCCACGCAACGCAUCCUCAACACCACCCUGCUCUCCGCCGACCCAGACGUCGAACCCUUUCUCCCCGCCUCCCCCACCGAUCCCAACAUCACCGCGUUCCCCUUCCGCAUCCAGCAGCCCCUCGACCAGACCCUCUCCAUUUUCAAUCAGACCACCUUCCCCUCGGCCGCCAACGCCGCCACGCCCGUCGACCAUUUCUUCCAGGGCGUGCUGUUCGGCAAGACCGGGCUUUUUGCGUCGCCGGCCGGCGAGGCGGCCUUUGCGUCCGUGGAAGACGCAGAUCGGAGGGUCGUGUUUGAGAGCGUGCAGAAGUUCUACCGUCGCUAUAUGGCGCAGGCGGUGAGCUUGGCGAUGCGGCAGCCGCUGCCCGCCGGAGCGGUGGCGACAGCGGCGGCGGCGCAGGCGGAUGCGGGGAACGGGACCGAGGAUGGUGAGGGCGAGGUGUGGAGGGUCACGGUGCAUAAUGGGAGGAAGAAGUUGAAGUUGACGAUGCAUCAGGAGAGUAAAGUGGCGUUGCAGGCGAUGCUGGCGGCGAUGGUGCUGCUGAUGGGAUAUGCGGUCUGGGCGGUACGGGCAGGCCGAGAGGUCGUCAAGGGGAAUCCGUGCCAGAUCUGGGGGAGGUUGCAGCUGGUUGUUGGGGGGCCGUUGGCUGGCGAGGUCUAUAGGGGCGUGAAGGAAGGUGAGGAGCCCUGGGGAAGAGAAGGCGCCGGCGGCAGCAACAGCAGCAGCAACAAAAAGGUUCUGCUGGGGUGGUGGGAUCUACCGAGUUGGAAGGGGAGUGGGAAGAGGUGGGGAAUUGAUCUCGUUCGAGAGGGAGUGGGCACAGCGUUGGCGGGGAAGAGAAGACUUGCACCAUCACCCCAAGGGCGAGUGUCCGAGGUUAGAGCUACACCCAAUGUGAGGUCUGGUUGGAUCUGA
Molecule: messenger RNA, 3966 nt
Organism: Cyphellophora europaea CBS 101466
Lineage: Eukaryota; Fungi; Ascomycota; Eurotiomycetes; Chaetothyriales; Cyphellophoraceae
Exons: 1
Coding region: 1-3966 (1321 amino acids)
Source: RefSeq, a predicted model, not a curated record